Perca flavescens (yellow perch) is the source of this 2158-nucleotide messenger RNA. RefSeq names its product transcription factor 12. Gene Ontology annotation, molecular function: protein dimerization activity; RNA polymerase II cis-regulatory region sequence-specific DNA binding; DNA-binding transcription factor activity, RNA polymerase II-specific. Gene Ontology annotation, cellular component: chromatin; transcription regulator complex. Lineage: Eukaryota; Metazoa; Chordata; Actinopteri; Perciformes; Percidae. The record is from RefSeq and is a predicted model, not a curated record. The coding region runs from base 134 to 1630 and encodes 498 amino acids. Gene Ontology annotation, biological process: regulation of transcription by RNA polymerase II. The transcript has 13 exons.
UGCAUGACCAGCAGGGGUAGGUUAGGGGAAGGAGUGCAUGUGGACCACAUCCACAUGAGUAAAGACACGGACAGACAAGCUGCUUGUGGACUGUAUUGAGAGCUUGGAGUCUUGCACUGAACCAGACGGAGUUAUGUACUGUGCUCAUCCUGUCUCUGGCACAGGCAACAACUCAUUGAUGUAUUGCUACAACAUGAAACCAGUUUAUGGGCAGUCUCCCACUAAUGACGACAUCAACCAGAACUCAUCUUCACAUUCGUCCAACAAGGCCCACAGCAAUGUGUUCGCAAGCACCUUCUUUGAGGGGACGAGCAAUUCGCCCGACAUCUGGAAUGCUGUAAAUGGGCUGAACCAGCAGGGCUAUGAAGGUGCAUUGGGAGCAGCCACAACCCACCAAACACAGCCGGGGAGCCACAGCAGCCUGCAGCCACCACAACACAGCCACCUGGACUACUCCCCACAUUCAGUGAUGGCUGCUGACAUGAACAGGGGUCUCCCACCAAUGUCCACUUUUCACCGCAACAAUACAGCGUCACACACUCCGUCAAUCAACACCUCAGAGAAUUCAACAGUCUCAGGGCGCAAGGGACAUGUGUCAGGAGGAUCACAGACGGGCGAUACCUUGGGCAAAGCUCUGGCCUCUAUUUAUUCCCCCGAUCACACCAGCAGCAGCUUCCCCUCCAGCUCGUCCACACCGGUGAGGUCUCCGUCUCCGCUGCCCAACGCGGCUGAACCGGCAGGUACCAACAUGUGGCCCCGGAGUUCAGUUCAGGCACUAGUGUCACCAAACUAUGAGUCUUCACUUAUAUCAUUGUCUCAGGUGGAGGACCGACUAGACAGACUGGACGAUGUGAUCCACGUCCUGAGGAACCACGCUGUGGGCCCCACAGCCGGCCUACCCACUGACAUCCACGGCCUGCUAAACCAGAACCUCCACGGCCACCUGGGAUCUGCCAGCACUCUACCGCUCACCUGCCACACUUCAGCCAUGGUUGAAGCAGUCAAUAUGAACAACAACCACUCAGCCUUCCAGAACCGCACACAAAAUGGCCACCCAUAUUCAGCCAGACAGAGGGCCACGCUUAAGACCAUGCAAAGUGGAGGAGGUCUGGGAGUUCAGAGUAAUCUGGAGCUGAAAAUGGAAAGUGGGCAUAGGGAAGAGAUGAUGCACACCAAUCAUAGUCACAGCUCUGACAGCCAGAGAUCAGAUGAGGAGAGCGAACACAAAACACAAGGAGAAAACAGCAGAUGUAACAGUAUCCAUGAGGAUGAGGAUCUGAGCCCAGAGCAGAAGGCCGAACGUGAGCGCGACAGGAGGAUGGCCAACAACGCCCGUGAGCGUCUGCGUGUGCGGGACAUCAACGAGGCCUUUAAGGAGCUGGGCCACAUGUGUCAGCUGCACCUGAAGAGUGAGAAGCCACAGACCAAGCUGCUGGUGCUGCACCAGGCCGUGGCAGUGAUCCUUAGUCUGGAACAACAAGUCAGAGAGAGGAACCUGAAUCCGAAGGCAGCGUGUCUACGAAGAAGAGAGGAAGAGAAGGCGUCUGCAGUCAUGACGGAUCCACAGUCCAUGCAUCUCGCUUUCCAUCCCAGCCUGACAGACCCAGCAAACCCCAUGGGCCACCUCUGAGCAUCUAAUACUGUAAUAACUACUGCAAAUCCAGCAAUCAAAUGUUGCGUGAAGUGCAUCCCAGGAAGCGUCCAGCUGUUGGACAUCCAGUGUUUCUUCUAAAUUCGGACCAGAGUGGAAGGCGUCCACCUCUCAGUUGAACAAUCAUCUCCUCGCUUCCCAAACGGACUUCUAACUUUGUGCCUAAACUUAACUUGUAACAGACAAAUGCAUUGUAAGCUGCAGAUGUUUUGUACAUAUUUUGUAUAUUUAUUGAUUAUCUGUCCGUUUUGAAUAUAUCUGAAAGGAAGAAACCCAGUAGUGACGAGGUGUCAUCUGCAGUUUUAGAUUUUUUCGCAGAUCCAGAUAUGUUUUCUGACAGUGUAUCACUAUUUACCAGGUACACUCGUGAUUUCCACCAGGUCAGAGGACUGACAUUCCCACAUCUGUGUGUUCAGACAACAGUUUGUCCUGUGGUGUGUGUGAGCGCUUCUGUUUGUGUGUGUGUGUGUGUGUGUGUGUGUGUGUGUGUGUGUGUGUGUGUGUGUG